This is a messenger RNA of Talaromyces marneffei, 576 nucleotides long. RefSeq lists its product as uncharacterized. Bases 1 to 576 code for a protein of 191 amino acids. The record is from RefSeq and is a predicted model, not a curated record. The transcript has 3 exons. Lineage: Eukaryota; Fungi; Ascomycota; Eurotiomycetes; Eurotiales; Trichocomaceae.
AUGCGUUCAUCCGCUGUGUUGAUCCUUGCUGCUCUCGCGGCCGAGGCCACAGCUUAUUACAACUACACCUUCCCAACUGGUUUCAACCUGGGUCUAGUUCCUAGCACAACUUUGAGUGCAUGGUGCCAGGGUGAACGUAACACUUGCCCACUUGUCUGUGGAGGAGCUGCUUCUGCCAACGACUGUGAUGCUAAUACUCUCAACUUCGACUGCACUUGCAGCAAUGGCACCACUCCCGACCUGACCCCAUACAAGAACACCAUUCCAUUCUACGUGUGCCUGGAAAACUUUAACCAAUGCAUCGCAAACCACCCCAAUGACCUCGAUGCUCAGACUGCAUGCAAAGCCAAUGCGACUUGCGGCACGAUCGACCUCUCUGCCGUGUCAACCACAAGCGCUUCUUCCUCUUCCACUACCGCUGCCUCAACUACCGCUGCUACCGCUGCUACCUCGACCACUGGAACCGCUGCUAGUGCGACUGCCUCGCACGGCGCUGCCGCUCUUCAGGUCUCUACAGAUCGUUCAACUGGUCUUGGCGCCGCUGCGAUGCUUGCAGUCUUUGGCAUGAUGCUGUAA